This is a messenger RNA of Procambarus clarkii (red swamp crayfish), 1812 nucleotides long. RefSeq names its product tetraspanin-3. Gene Ontology annotation, cellular component: plasma membrane. The record is from RefSeq and is a predicted model, not a curated record. Lineage: Eukaryota; Metazoa; Arthropoda; Malacostraca; Decapoda; Cambaridae.
CACCCUCUUACUUCCAUAGUCGUGUCUGCUCUGCACUAGUCCCUUCUGCAACCUUCAGGAGAAACCGGUUACUAAACUUGAAACACAAAGACGCCUCAACUCCUUUCAAGAUAUCGCAACGGAUCGAUAGGAGUGAACAGUUUGAUGUGGUGUGACUUUAGGUGGUUCUAGGACACUAGAAUCAAUACCUCAAGAUACGAUUGUUAAUGGUAUUGUAGAUAUAUGUGGAUACAUAUUUAGGGGAAAGAAAUUGGGGUUUGAUAGGUUAUCUUGCGCGUGUGGCAACAUCUCGGCCCAGGGCCGGCCCCCAGCGCCUCAGUGCGCGUCGGACUGCAUUGCUGAGUGGACGCUUUAUCCUACCGCUCCUUACAUCCUUACAACAAACUCCUCCUCACCGCACAUACCUUCAAGAUGGGGUGCAUCAGCAAAGCAGCCUUGUUCGUGCUGAACUUCCUCGUGUUCGCAGUGGGAGUGACUGUGGUGGUCCUUGCUUCUCUCAUCAUUAACAAAGACAACUCCUAUAGCAAUUUGCUGUUGACACAAGGCAUCGUCACUGUGCCCAUCAUUGUGCUCAUCGUCGGCCUUGCCAUUGUCAUACUUGGCUUCUUGGGAUGCUGUGGUGCUAUGAAGGAGAGUUCCUGUAUGCUUAAGACGUAUGCAUUCAUUGUGGCUGUGCUGCUCAUCGCUCAAAUCGUCCUGGGGAUCCUCCUCCUUGUGUAUUCUCAAGAGGCUGAAAACGUGAUCAAGAACACAAUGGACGACGUUUUUAAGCGUUAUGGUGGCGAUGACGAAGCCCUUACUAAGUCCAUUGACCAGAUCGAGCACGAUCUGGAAUGCUGUGGUGUGAGCAACUACACUGACUGGAACAAUGUUACUAAACAUGGCGACGUGACCAUUGGUUGCUGUAAGGAGCAAAAAGAUGGCUGCUUCGAUGGUAUGGCAACCGCACCUCAAGUAGUCGCUGAACAACGGAUUUAUACUCAAGGUUGUUUCUACGCCAUUAAGGAAGACCUCCAGGGUGCUGUCAUCGCUCUUGGGGUGGUCUGCCUGAUCCUUGCUGUGGUUGAGGUUAUGGCCAUUUCUUGCGCCUGUGGGCUCGCCAAAAAAUCAAGGCACUAUGCUUAAGUUCCAGCUGUCCAAUCUUGAAGAGGUCAUCAGAAAUAAGUUACUGAAGGACUGUAGGUUAGAGCAAUACUUGUGAUUCUUUUUAUUUUCUUCUCCAUUUACUGUAUAUGAUGCUUCAGACUUGAGGAAAUGUUUUCAACAAGAGGAAUUGCUUUGUAAAAAAAAAAUUCAACCAAUAUAAACAAAAUAUUUAUUUUAUUUUGUACAAUUUCAACAAUUAGUUUUGAUUUGUGUGUACUAAGAAAAUGGGUUAGUACCUUGUAAUAGGUCAUUAUUUUGAUGCAUUUUAUUAAAUAGUAACUUAUUUAUUUGAAAAGUAUUAUUAAGCAUAUACAUACAGUGUGAAUUUACACGAUAGUCUAGCUAUGACGGAAUUUCCAUCUUCUUCUUCUUAUGAAUACAUAUUUACAUGUUCACCUGCAUGUAUAUAUAACUUUUUGUGUUGAUUAUCACUCACUCCCUUGCCAUGCAAGUUUGUGGUGUACUCUAAAUCAUAUACUGAUUGUGUAAACUAUAGUUAGUUUACUGUAUAUAUGUGCAUUCCAUUACAAUUUUUCAGUGCUCUCGUGUGAUUUAUCAUGUUUGGUAAUGUGUGUGUGUGUGUGUAUGUGUGUAAAAAUGAAUAUAGAAAAAUAUUAGGACUUUUUUUUUCAUGUCACAUAAGUUUAUUAAAGUUUUGUAAGAAAU